Molecule: messenger RNA, 1143 nt
Organism: Salvia miltiorrhiza (redroot sage)
Lineage: Eukaryota; Viridiplantae; Streptophyta; Magnoliopsida; Lamiales; Lamiaceae
Exons: 1
Coding region: 1-1143 (380 amino acids)
Source: RefSeq, a predicted model, not a curated record
AUGCGACCUUGCAGCUGUGAUACUAUUGGUAUUCUUAAAGUUCCUAAGGAUCUUCAACUUGCUCAAACGUCCAAGUUCCAAUUCGCUUUGAUUGGCCGAUUCAUGAUGAACAAGGGGGCAAAACCUAAGACCACACGUGAGUUGAAAACGGAGCUGCAAUCGAUUUGGUCUUUGACAUCACCUUGGCAUUUAAUGCCAAUGGGAAAAGGUUACUUUACGUUGAAGUUUUACAACAAAGAGGAUAAAGCGACUGCAAAAUCCCAUAUCGUUUGGGAGCUCUCUUCUGGGUCCUUGCGUCUUCGUGAUUGGGUAAGAUACUUUAAUCCUUAUAAGGAAUCUUCAUCUUUGGCUAAAGUUUGGGUACGUAUUUACUAUUUACCUGUGGAAUUAUGGCAUCCGGAAGUUUUGUCUAGCAUAGGACGUUGGUUAGGGCAACCCUUAAAAAUCGAUGGUAACUCAAUUGAUGAUGAGGCUGCCCACUUUGCAAGGUUGUUGGUGGAAAUUGACCUUGCUCAGAUCCUGCCAGAAUAUAUGACCAUUUAUGGUGGUGAUUAUAAGUUCCAUAUUGAAUUCAACUAUGAAUAUCUUCCUCCUUUUUGCACUAAAUAUCGGAUGACGGGUCAUGCGGUGGACAAAUGCCGUCGGGGGAAGAAAAGCAGUAAGGAACUUGUGGAGGCUGUGAAACAGAAGGGACCACACUGGCAAGAAGUCACUAAGUCAAAGGAGCAACAUGACAAGCGUCUCAACGCCAUGGAAGGAGUGGUCUCGAUUGCGGAGGAGGAUUCUUCUAGGCACUUUGGCGAGGAGGGUAUCGAUAAGGAGUUGUCCGGACUGGAUCUUCUGGAAGCCUUUAUCAGCUCCACUGUUAAAUCUCCUAACGCUAAUCGUUUUAAGAUUUUGGAGGAAGGAGAGGUGUUGGCGAAAGCUGUUCACGAUGAUGGGAUAGUCUUGGAAAAUGUUGUCGAACAGUUGGUGGGCAACAUUACUGAACAAUCUCAAAAAACCCAUGUGAUUUCUAUCAAACAUAAGGGGUGCUCUGUUGAGCAGGAGGGCGUGGCUGCUGCGCUAAGGGUCGAUGCUAGUAACGAGUCUGUGGAGUUCAUGCAGAGACCAGAGCUGAGCAGUUCUGGACCAGAGCAGUAA